AUGGAGUCCAUGCUGAAGAUGUUUGCGUUCUUGUUGCUGUGCUGCCUUUGCAGUGGAGAAGCAGGCGGCGCCGCCAGCUGCCCUUUGUCGAGCAUCGUGGUGACCCAGUCCGGCACGGGAGGCUGGGCGCACGGGCAGCCGGUGUACGCGGUGGCCGUGCGCAACACGUGCAGCUGCGCCCAGUCCGACGUCCGGGUGGCCUGCGGCGGGUUCGUCACCACCCUGGCCGUCGACCCGUCCAAGCUCAUGCCUAUCGGUGGCGGGCUCUGCCUCGUCAAUGGUGGCGGCGCGCUCGUGCGGGGCCGCGACGUAACCUUCAGCUAUGCCUCGGAGAAGCAGUUCGGGUUCGGGCCGGUUUCGUCCACGGUGGCAUGCUAG
This is a messenger RNA of Phragmites australis (common reed), 378 nucleotides long. Its product is annotated as TPD1 protein homolog 1B-like. The record is from RefSeq and is a predicted model, not a curated record. The transcript is spliced from 2 exons. NCBI's taxonomy places the organism in Eukaryota, Viridiplantae, Streptophyta, Magnoliopsida, Poales, Poaceae. The coding region runs from base 1 to 378 and encodes 125 amino acids. Gene Ontology annotation, biological process: cell fate determination.